ACGGUAAUCGGGGCCGUUUCCUUCGCCGGCGUGGGGCGAUCCGGGGCUCUCAGAAUUCGUGUUCGCGCGAUCUCGCCCUCGCCUCCUUCGCGCCAGAGCGGGUUCGCAGGCUCCCGAGUCCUUCCGGUCCCCGCAGCCAGCUUCUCGCCGCAGUGCGACUCUCAGGGCCAAAAUGAGCCUGUUUGGAACAACCUCGGGUUUUGGAACCAGCGGCACCAGCAUGUUCGGCAGCACCGCCACGGACAACCACAACCCCAUGAAGGAUAUUGAAGUAACAUCCUCUCCUGACGAUAGCAUUGGUUGUCUAUCUUUUAGCCCACCCACCUUGCCGGGGAACUUUCUCAUUGCAGGAUCGUGGGCUAACGACGUUCGCUGCUGGGAAGUUCAGGACAGCGGACAGACGAUCCCGAAAGCCCAGCAGAUGCACACCGGGCCGGUGCUCGCCGUCUGCUGGAGCGACGAUGGGAGUAAAGUAUUUACGGCCUCCUGUGAUAAAACUGCCAAAAUGUGGGACCUGAACAGCAAUCAGGCGAUUCAGAUCGCCCAGCACGACGCGCCUGUGAAAACGAUCCAUUGGAUCAAAGCGCCGAACUACAGCUGUGUGAUGACCGGCAGCUGGGACAAGACUCUGAAGUUCUGGGACACGCGCUCGUCCAAUCCCAUGAUGGUCCUGCAGCUGCCGGAGCGCUGUUACUGCGCCGACAUGAUAUACCCGAUGGCUGUGGUGGCGACCGCGGAGAGGGGCCUGAUCGUCUACCAGCUGGAGAACCAGCCCUCAGAGUUCAGGAGGAUAGAGUCUCCCCUGAAACAUCAGCAUCGCUGUGUGGCCAUCUUCAAAGACAAACAGAACAAGCCGACGGGGUUCGCCCUGGGGAGCAUCGAGGGCAGAGUGGCCAUUCACUACAUCAACCCCCCAAACCCAGCCAAAGACAACUUCACCUUUAAAUGUCACCGAUCUAACGGAACCAACACUUCAGCUCCUCAGGACAUCUAUGCGGUCAAUGGCAUCGCCUUCCACCCUGUGCACGGCACCCUGGCCACUGUGGGGUCCGACGGUCGGUUCAGCUUCUGGGACAAAGAUGCCAGGACAAAGCUGAAAACCUCGGAACAGUUAGAUCAGCCCAUCUCGGCUUGCUGCUUCAAUCACAAUGGAAACAUAUUCGCAUACGCGUCAAGCUACGACUGGUCCAAGGGCCAUGAAUUUUAUAAUCCCCAAAAGAAAAAUUACAUUUUCCUGCGGAACGCAGCUGAAGAGCUAAAACCCAGAAACAAGAAGUAGUGGCGGAGAUUCCUGGGGUGUCUGGAGUUGUUUUCUCUCCAUCUCCCUUCUCUGUGUAUGAAUCUGGGCCCAGCCUUCGGUGGGUUGUGAACCAUGGAUGUGGAUUUCAACCCCUGGGGAAAACAACGCCAUUGUCUCGCAGCUGGGCCCGCGCAGGCCACAGUUGACUGCUGGACUCAUUCCACUGCCCAUUCCAGGUGUCCUCUGUGACUCCACGGGGACUGAGGUCAUUGUCAAAGUUAGAGUGAUGCGGGCCCAGCCAGCUAGCGUGCAGUGCUUCGUUCAGCAGCGUGUGUUCCAGAGACACUGGGGGCCGUUUUAUGAACGCUGUACUGUACUUUGUAAUAAAACAUUUUGAAGAUCGCCUCCUAAGCUCCCUGUGUCCAUCACCCCCUUUGCCUGCCUGCCCCCCUGGGGAAGCCCUGGCGUGGUCCUUCCUCUUCAGCAUCGCCGCAGGGUUUUCAUUCGUGACUUCAGACACCCUUCGGGAAACCAGAGAUCUUGCACCUUCGGAAAGAUGGGGAUCCUGGGUUGCAGAUGACUCUCCCAAGGGGGAUGUCUAGCAACCGCCUCUCCCAGCGUGGGCAGGCAGAGAGUGGACGCGUUCUCCUUGUCUUUCAUUCCCGUCUUAAUGUCCCAGCAGUUGCGGCUCUGCUGGGCAGCCCUCGUGGCUGAACUGGGGACAGGCCUUUCUGGGCAAGGCCUGAGUGGGCGCUGUGUGUGGCUGGCAAGGCAGGAGCCCAGUUCCCCGCAUGGGAAGUGCUCUUGACUCACGCCCCCCAGUAGUGGUAGUUUUGGGGUACUUUUCUAUUUUGUGUAAUUUAACAUUCCCGAUGGGUAAGUAUGAAAUGA
Messenger RNA from Pteronotus mesoamericanus, 2131 nucleotides. RefSeq names its product ribonucleic acid export 1 (gene RAE1). NCBI's taxonomy places the organism in Eukaryota, Metazoa, Chordata, Mammalia, Chiroptera, Mormoopidae. The coding region runs from base 173 to 1279 and encodes 368 amino acids. Gene Ontology annotation, molecular function: ubiquitin binding; RNA binding. Gene Ontology annotation, biological process: transcription-dependent tethering of RNA polymerase II gene DNA at nuclear periphery; RNA export from nucleus. The record is from RefSeq and is a predicted model, not a curated record. Gene Ontology annotation, cellular component: nuclear pore. The transcript has 12 exons.